GGAAAGCGAGGGACCUGCCCGAGGUCGGCCGGCGUGUGCGGGGAGGUGCAGCCGCCGCGCCCGCUGCUCAGAGUCUGAGGACUUUCCGAGGGAAGGAGAGGCAGGUUCAAGACAGGUGAAUAGGCUGGCUAUGGUGACGGGACGAUGUUGGCCAGAAAGAGCAUCAUCCCCGAGGAGUAUGUGCUGGCGCGCAUCGCCGCGGAGAAUCUACGCAAGCCGCGCGUGCGAGACCGCCUCCCCAAAGCCCGCUUCAUCGCCAAGAGUGGGGCGUGCAACCUGGCGCACAAGAACAUCCGUGAGCAAGGACGGUUCCUGCAGGACAUCUUCACUACCUUGGUGGACCUGAAAUGGCGCCACACGCUGGUCAUCUUCACCAUGUCGUUCCUCUGCAGCUGGCUGCUCUUCGCCAUCAUGUGGUGGCUGGUAGCCUUCGCCCAUGGGGACAUCUACGCUUACAUGGAGAAAAGUGGAACGGAGAAAGGUGGUUUGGAGUCCACGGUGUGUGUAACUAAUGUCAGAUCUUUCACUUCUGCUUUUCUCUUCUCCAUUGAAGUUCAAGUGACCAUCGGAUUUGGAGGGAGAAUGAUGACGGAGGAAUGUCCUCUGGCCAUCACAGUCUUGAUUCUCCAGAACAUCGUGGGUUUGAUAAUCAAUGCAGUCAUGUUGGGCUGCAUUUUCAUGAAAACAGCUCAGGCCCACAGAAGGGCAGAAACUUUGAUUUUCAGCCGCCACGCUGUGAUUGCUGUCCGAAAUGGCAAGUUGUGCUUCAUGUUCCGCGUGGGUGACCUAAGGAAGAGCAUGAUCAUUAGUGCCUCAGUGCGCAUCCAGGUGGUCAAGAAGACAACCACACCCGAAGGGGAGGUGGUGCCUAUUCACCAGCUGGACAUUCCCGUUGAUAACCCAAUUGAGAGUAAUAACAUUUUUCUGGUGGCCCCUUUGAUCAUCUGUCAUGUGAUUGACAAGCGCAGCCCCUUGUAUGAUAUUUCAGCAACUGACCUCGCCAACCAAGACCUAGAGGUCAUAGUGAUUCUGGAAGGAGUGGUUGAAACUACCGGCAUUACCACACAAGCAAGAACCUCCUAUAUUGCGGAGGAGAUCCAGUGGGGCCAUCGCUUUGUGUCUAUUGUAACUGAGGAGGAAGGAGUGUAUUCUGUGGAUUACUCCAAAUUUGGCAACACUGUUAAAGUAGCUGCUCCCAGGUGCAGUGCCCGAGAGCUGGAUGAGAAGCCUUCCAUCCUGAUUCAGACCCUCCAGAAGAGUGAACUAUCCCAUCAAAAUUCUCUGAGGAAGCGUAAUUCCAUGAGGAGAAACAAUUCCAUGAGGAGGAAUAACUCCAUCCGAAGAAACAACUCAUCGCUCAUGGUGCCCAAGGUGCAAUUCAUGACUCCAGAAGGAAAUCAGAACACAUCAGAAUCAUGACAGCAAGCCAACCUCAAGAAAAUCUGUUAUCACAUGGUGGUGGUUUGGGCAAAGCACAGUCGGACUGCACCAGAGCUGGAAACCAGCAAUUUGUUCUAUAUCUUAUGCACCAAAUGAUACUCAUAUUCAACAACUGCGCUUUCUGUGUCACUAACCAGUAACACAAGGCGGAGGAUUCAUGGCUGACACUCGUCUCACACAUACGGCAUCUGCAGGGACAUGCUUCUGUUAUGUAGAGGAAAUAGUAUGCUCUCCUUUCUGUCAAUUCGAAACCUGAGAAUUCCAUUAGUAGUGAUAGGCCUUGAGUACCAAAGUUGGCCAAGGAAUGAUUCUGUUUGAAAUGCAUUGUACUUGAAACCACAGAUCUCUGUUUCCACUGGUCACUCUGAAUGCAAGUAGGAUGGGGAGGGGAACCCCAAAAGGGUGCUGUUAACACCUCUUGUAUAUCAACCAAUAUGUUGCCUUCUCCUUUUUCCAGAUUCUGUGCCUGGUAAGAAGCCUGAGGCAAAAACUGCUUCUCUCUACGUGCUUCUAAACAGAUUGCAGUCACUUACUUCUUCACAGUGACCUUUGCAGGUUUCCUCGUCCUCCUUGAGGCCGCCUGUUGGUGGAACUGGGCAAAGAGCUUUGGAGAAAAGCUAAGAACAUUCCUGUCUCACUUAGGACUGGAUCCCCAAAAGUGACAGUUAUUUCUUUCGGCUUCUCACUUCUUAAAAGUCCCCACAGGGAAAUACUGUAUUGAAUAUUUUAUUAAAAUAUUUUCUUUGUA
Molecule: messenger RNA, 2188 nt
Organism: Neogale vison (American mink)
Lineage: Eukaryota; Metazoa; Chordata; Mammalia; Carnivora; Mustelidae
Gene: KCNJ8
Product: potassium inwardly rectifying channel subfamily J member 8
Exons: 3
Coding region: 145-1419 (424 amino acids)
Biological process (GO): regulation of monoatomic ion transmembrane transport; potassium ion import across plasma membrane
Cellular component (GO): plasma membrane
Molecular function (GO): ATP-activated inward rectifier potassium channel activity
Source: RefSeq, a predicted model, not a curated record